GUUGGCCACCCCUCGGCGUGCGCGCGUCAUUCGGCGACGGACCGCCGUCCGCGCAACAUGGCGGGCGCAAGCGCCUUGGCGACGCUCCUUCUGUUACACUUGUGCCUCGUACACACUGAAGUAUUAACACCGAGGUAUUUUAACUUAGCCUCUAAAAAGAAGAUUACAGCGACGGCUACCUGCGGCGACGAGGGACAGGAGUUGUACUGCAAGCUGGUCGGCGCGAACGCGGAUCACGACGAGCAUGUCAUUCAAGGACAGGUGUGUGACAUCUGUGACGCGACCAAUGAGGCCAAGAAGCAUCCUCCGGAGUAUGCCGUGGACAGCUCGGAGACGUGGUGGCAGAGCCCGCCGCUCUCCCGCGGUAUGAAGUACAACGAAGUCAACCUCACCAUCGACCUCGGACAGGAGUUCCACGUGGCUUACGUAUUCGUGAAGAUGGGCAACUCCCCGCGUCCUGGUCUCUGGGUGCUGGAGAAGUCAACGGAUUACGGGAAGACCUUUAAGCCUUGGCAAUACUUUUCCGACUCGCCUCAGUGAGUACCUAUUUCCUACGAUAUUUUUGUCCCUUAGUUUAAAUAAGAAAGGUCUUAUCUAAUCUUUUACUGCGAAGCAAAAGCCUUUUACCCAAAGAGAAUCUAACCACUUGAGAGCCGAUAGGCUUAUUUCUUCUAAGAACGCGACUCACAACAGCGGGUCGGGGAGUGAAGAAAAAUGCGCGCUUGUGAUUGGCUAAUGCAACAAUGUCAGUACAAAUAUUUCUGCAAAGUGCCGUUCAAUAAUUUUUUUCCAAAUUAAUCGAUAUCGAUAAAUCGACUUUAUGAUUCUUUUAAUUCGACUAUACAAAUAGUCGUAGAAAUACCCUAUUUAAAUGAAAGGUAAUGAUGGUAAAAUAAAAUAAUGUAUAAAUGUGAUUUUGUUAAAAACUUCAUAUAAUCUAUAAUUGCCAUGUGCAAAAUGUACUAGAACGGCCCUUAUUAUUGAGGUUGUGAAAUAGAUAUGCAA
This is a messenger RNA of Trichoplusia ni (cabbage looper), 1005 nucleotides long. Its product is annotated as laminin subunit alpha-like. The coding region runs from base 58 to 540 and encodes 160 amino acids. The record is from RefSeq and is a predicted model, not a curated record. NCBI's taxonomy places the organism in Eukaryota, Metazoa, Arthropoda, Insecta, Lepidoptera, Noctuidae. Gene Ontology annotation, biological process: axon guidance. The transcript is spliced from 3 exons. Gene Ontology annotation, cellular component: basement membrane.